Oncorhynchus tshawytscha (Chinook salmon) is the source of this 2723-nucleotide messenger RNA. Its product is annotated as leucine-rich repeat and immunoglobulin-like domain-containing nogo receptor-interacting protein 1-B. The coding region runs from base 285 to 2156 and encodes 623 amino acids. Gene Ontology annotation, cellular component: plasma membrane. The transcript has 2 exons. Gene Ontology annotation, molecular function: protein binding. The record is from RefSeq and is a predicted model, not a curated record. NCBI's taxonomy places the organism in Eukaryota, Metazoa, Chordata, Actinopteri, Salmoniformes, Salmonidae.
CUCUGUCUCACUCAGCUCGGUGCAGCAUGUAUGUUAGAGUGUCUGAGACACCGGAGCCUGUGUUUACAUGCAAGCCUAUCAGUGGAGGUGGAUUUAGAGCAUCUGGAGGACCCAGGCAUCUCCCAUGCUCCUCACCGGGGACUCACCUCCUUUUAUCUCGCCUCGGGUAUCCCAUUUCUCCCUUUGAAUCCUCCUUUCAAUGGCCUCUUCAAUCUCUGCCCUGCUCUCUGAGGCAUUUUGGAUUUCCUUGGCAACGUGGAGCAGCUUAAAUUAGAAUUCUGUGCAUGACGGUCCUGGUAAGCAGUAGAAUGGUGUCCGGGGAGGCAGGUGGGCACAGCUACCUGGUGGCGUGCUGGCAGCCCAUCCUGGUCCUAAUGCUGGGCACUGUCCUCUCCGGCUCCACCACCGGCUGCCCGUCCCGCUGUGAGUGUAAUGCUCAGGAACGUUCCGUGGUGUGCCAUCGACGGAGGCUGGCCUCGUUUCCCGAGGGCAUCCCCAUCGAGACGAAACUACUGGACCUCAGCAAGAACCGUCUGAAAAGCCUGGGGCCUGAGGAGUUCAUCAACUACCCACAGCUGGAGGAGCUGCAGCUCAAUGAGAACAAUAUCUCUUCCAUGGAGCCCGGGGCUUUUAGCAACCUUGUCGGCUUGCGGACUCUGGGGCUGCGCAACAACCAGCUUAAGCUAAUCCAGUUGGGAGUGUUCACAGGCCUCAGCAACCUCACCCAGCUGGACAUUAGCGAGAACAGAAUUGUCAUCCUGCUGGACUACAUGUUCCGGGAGCUGUACAAUCUGAAGGCUCUGGAAGUGGGCGAUAACGACCUGGUGUUCAUCUCUCACCGAGCGUUCCACGGCCUCAGCAGCCUGGAACAGCUGACCAUGGAGCGGUGCAACCUGACCUCUGUGCCCACUGAGGCCCUGAGCCAUCUGCACAACCUGCUGUCGCUGCGACUACGCCACCUCACCGUCAAUGCCGUCAGGGAUUACUCCUUCAAGAGGCUGGAACGCCUGAGGGUGUUAGAGAUCUCCUACUGGCCCUACCUGGACACCAUGACUUCCAAAUGCCUGUACGGCCUCAACAUCACCUCCCUGACCAUCACAAACUGUAACCUCACCGCCAUCCCUUACCAGGCCAUCCGACACCUUGGGCACCUUCUCUUUCUCAACUUGUCUUUUAAUCCCAUUCACACGGUGGAGGGGAACAAGCUGCACAAUCUAAUGAGGCUCCAGGCCUUCCACUUGGUAGGAGGGAGAUUAGCCACAAUCGAGCCCUACUCCUUCCGGGGCUUGAACCAUCUCCGAGUCCUCAACGUAUCCAGCAAUAGCCUGAGCACCCUGGAGGAAUCUGUGUUUCACUCCGUGGGGAACCUGGAGACCCUGGCACUGUACGGGAACCCACUGGCCUGCGACUGCCGACUGCUCUGGGUCUUCCGUCGCCGCUGGAGGCUCAACUUCAACCGGCAGCAGCCCUCCUGCUCUUUGCCCGAGGCCGUGCAGGGCAAGGAGUUCAAAGACUUCCCCGACAUCCUCCCCUCCGAUUCCUUCACCUGCCAGAAGUCCAGGAUACAAGACCACAAGGCACUGCAGAGGCACGUAGACGAGGGCACAACGGUCCAUUACACAUGCCAGGCCGACGGCGACCCAGCCCCCGUGAUCAUGUGGCUGUCCCCCAAGAAGCAGUUUAUCACCACCAAGUCCGUGGGGCGUCUCAGCGUGUCCCCCGAGGGCACGCUAGAGGUGCGCUACGCCCAGAUCCAGGACAACGGUACCUACCUGUGCAUCGCCAGCAAUGCCGCAGGGAAUGACACCAAGCCCGCCCACCUGCAUGUGCACAGCUACUCGCCCAACUGGCCGCACCAGCCCAACAAGACGUUUGCUUUCAUCUCCAACCAGCCCAGCGAGGACGGGGCCAACGGGACCCUGGCCCAGGUUCCCUUCCCAUUCGACGUGAAGACUCUGAUCAUCGCCACCACCAUGGGAUUUAUCUCGUUCCUCGGCGUCGUCCUCUUCUGUCUCGUCAUCCUCUUCCUCUGGAGCAGAGGAAAAGGCAACGUCAAGCCAAACAUAGAGAUUGAGUAUGUACCGCGUAAGGCGGAGGCAGGUGAGAGUAGUCCAACCGGCGAUGCGCCACGUAAAUUCAACAUGAAAAUGAUGUGAGACUCAAGCUUACUGACACACUAUAUUCUCUUUAAAUAUAUGUGGAAUUUAUGAGAGAUAGACAUCUUGAUACUAUACCCCAAGACUGUUUUACCUUCAGGGACUGAAUCUUAAACAGCGAGUGUUGGAUUUAAAAAGUAUUCAAAUCUCUGUGCGUUUUUAUGGGCAAUAGUCAUAAAGAAAAUAAGCCAGUCAUGUUUUAUGCUCCUUUCAACCUGAAAAGGGAGAUUGUCUUUAUCUGGUCUUUUGAUUGUUUUAUUUUCUCUGUGUCUUGUUCUUCUUACCAUGUACAAUGAGCAAAGGAAUGGUCGCAAUACCACUUAAAGGGGUAGUUCACAAAAAUACUGAAAUUGACAGCAGCAACGGUAAGAGGAAUAUCAUGUCAAUUUGUUUGAACUAUACCUUUAAUGGUUAUGGGUUUUGAGCAUAUUACUGUAUUAUGAGCAGGUGCAAUUCAAGCAAUGUACGUACAGUGCAUUCGGAAAGUAUUCAGACCCCCCUUGACUUUUUCCAAAUGUUGUUACGUUACAGCCUUAUUCUAAAAUUGAUUAAAUCAUUUUUUAACUC